This is a messenger RNA of Amyelois transitella, 2969 nucleotides long. RefSeq names its product diacylglycerol lipase-beta. The transcript is spliced from 14 exons. The coding region runs from base 96 to 2057 and encodes 653 amino acids. Lineage: Eukaryota; Metazoa; Arthropoda; Insecta; Lepidoptera; Pyralidae. The record is from RefSeq and is a predicted model, not a curated record. Gene Ontology annotation, biological process: lipid metabolic process.
CGCUUGUAGUAUUACAUCACCAUCGAUCGGGAAUCCGGGACAGAAAUAAUUUGAGGUUAUGUUUUGACUGCGGUAUUUCAAGUGAAAGUGAAACAAUGCCGGCAAUAAGGAUACUGGGUCGCAAAUGGCUCUUUGCAACGGACGACCUUGUGUUUCCAAGUCUCGUUGAAAUUCCAUACCGAAUAUUUUGGUUGUCAUUCCUGGCGUUCAUUAUAAAAGAUGAAUAUACGGCGUCCUGGGCCUGCGAAGGUCCCACGUGGCAAGGGUUCUCGGUCAGGCUGUUCCUGUGUGGGACCUUGGCGGUGCAGGGGGUGACUGUGGUGCUCCUGACAGCCCUGGCCAGGGAAUCUGGCCGGGGUACCAUCACUGACACAAGGAAGUUUGUUGUGCCGUUACUACUGUUGAAUUUAAUAAUGGUAAUACCAGAGGUGACGCUAAACGUCAUCGGCACAAUUUGGAUAUUUUCUUCAUUAAUACCAUGUGCUCUAACCAGCUCAUAUUCGAACGCCGUUGUCCACACUAUAGUCAUAAUGACUUGGGUACGUCUAGUAGUGGUCCUCAUGCUGGUAUACCUGAUGUACGACCCCCUGGGAGCCGUGAAUUAUGAUGACUUGCCACCUUCGAAGCAGGCUUGGUUCAACAACAAACUGACUAAAACAUUUGCUUGGAGACUGAAGUGGGCUCUGCUUUUGCUUAGAGGUGACGAGCACAGCAAGGAGGCGAUUCAGGAAAUUGCAAGACUCCUAGCUACUUUAUUCAGGUCGACGGACCUCGUCCAAUCAGAUAUUUUGGCGGGCUGUAUACUACUCAGAAUCCGACAGAAACGGUUCUGUAGACUAAACGAGGCAAACCAACGGGAAGAAACCCGAUAUUGUUCUGAUAUUAACCAAACUUUCAAUGGGUGUCCCUCAUGGAUGAACCUGAACGAUGCGUUUUUCUACCUGAACCUGUCAACGGCUGCGUAUGGAUGGAUGUUUGUGCUGUUCAAAAAUUUCUUCACUGGACUAUGUUUGCUUGCCCCGUAUAUAAGAUGCUGCUGCGGACGUCCGGAAGCCGACGUGACCGGGGACAACUGCUGCAUGUGCAACUACGCCGGCCUCAAGUACGUCUCCAAGGUGCCCGAUGAGGACAUCAUACACAUUUCCUUCACCAAUAAAGUGUUUGAGGUGCCUUUUUUCAUUAUGGCUGACCAUGAAAGGAAGAAUAUAGUAGUGACGAUACGAGGGACCAUUUCAGUGCCAGAUGUCUUCACAGACCUGGCUGGAACACACGAACCGUUUGAAGUCGAAGGUUUGCCGCCCGGUACUCGAGCGCACAAGGGCAUGGCGAUGGGAGCCGCAAAGACCAUGCAAAGGGUUAUGCCGAUCUUGGAGAGAGCGUUCCAGGAAUAUCCUAACUAUGGACUGAUUAUCACAGGUCACAGUUUGGGAGCCGCAAUAUCCGUUUUACUUGGAAUUAAAUUGAAGCCACUGUUCCCAAAUGUCAAAGUUUAUGCAUUUUCUGCCCCAUCUGGUCUUCUAAGUCGCGAAGCGUGUCGUUACACUGAGAGUUUCGUGAUGAUGGUCGGAGUUGGGGAUGACUUGGUGAUGAGGCUGGGAAUCCUCAGUGUAGAGAGCUUCAGGGACAAGCUGGUGCAGGCGCUCAACGCCACAAGGCUGCCUAAGUUUCGAAUACUACUGAAAGGCUUUGGAUACCUGUUCCGGAAUAUUCCCGAUCACGACUUGGAUGCGGCGUGGAAGUCACCAAAUAAUUUGGAAUCCAUGUUACUCGAUUCGCCCGUCAUGCCUCGAGCGUUCACGGAAAGUGAUCGAUUGUACAACGCAGGUCGGAUACUUCACAUUGCUAAAAAUAAAUCGACUGGGAAGUCAUCCAAGUCGGAGCCAAAGUACAUGAUGGCAUGGACCUCCCCCGAAGAGUUCAGAGACAUCGUGAUCAUGCCGCGUAUGCUCAUGGAUCACAUGCCGGAAAACGUACACCAUGCCAUCAAGACUAUUCUAGAAGAGAACCGUGCUGCUAGCCCUAAUAGAACUGUCAACAUCUCUGUUAUAUCUAAUUGACAAAGUCUGCCGAUGAAUGUACUACGGUCUUGUUUAACUCCCAAAAGUAGGGUAAAAAUACUCAUUAAGUGUGCAAUGUUGAUUGAUGUAAGAUUUAAUAUUGGCUGUUAAAUAAUUAUAUUUAUGAUGUGAUUAUUUUUAGCAUUCUAUACAGAUUUGAAUGACGCCUUAGAUAAUGUUAUAUCUAUCGUUAACGUCAAACUACAUGAUAAUAAUAUACGUAGCAGGUAAAAACCACGUAAGGCAUCAAAUGCAUACUUUGAGAUUAUUAUAUAAGCAUUGUUCGGACGAUUUCUAAAUAUUGUUUUUUUUAUCUAAAUAUACAAUUAUUCGAAUCUCAUAAUAUAAUAAUUAGUAAAAUAAUGUAAAAUUUCUGCAGUUUACUGUAAUAUUGUGUGCCUUCAAAAUAUUAUUGUAAUUAUAAAACUAUUUAAAUGAAAAGAUUCCAAAAUCUGUGGAACACCUUAUCUGUGGAACACCAUACGUAGUGACAUUAGUAUUUGCUAGGUAUUAUUUAGGUAUUUUAAGGAUAAUUAUAAAAUACAAUUUUUAUUUAAAUGUGCCAUAAUUUAAUUAGUUCCUGAAUAAUAUAAAACAAAAAAAAAUAUUUAUGUAAUAAAAUUGUUUUAAAUGUGAUUAUAAUAUUACUUCAUAUAGUUUUAGUCUAGUAUUUGUUUGGGAACUAACGACACGAAGCGAGGCUAUUCAGAAACUCCCCCAUUAAAUCUUCAUUUGGACAUCGAGUCGCAGCAAUACUAAAUCAUAUAGUGCGACUUAUUUCAUAUAUUUUCUAUACAAAUAGCACCGCGUUGGAUCAAGUAGUGUCGAUUCAAUAUUUCAUUAGAACGGAACUAACAACUGACCAUCGUUUUAUCUUAUGUCGUCUGUAAAAUAAUGACAAUGUUUUGUAAA